AAAUUCGGAAACGUCAAAAAGGAAAAUUACGCUUUUUCAGCCAAGCAUUUUUAUUUUACUUGUGUUUUGUUUGCUGAACGUUCGAGUUUAGUUUUCUAACUUAAAAAUAGUUUGUAAAAACGUAGUGAAGAAAGAUCCUGGAUAUAAGGCAAUCACAUGAAAGCGAAGGAAGACUAAAAGGAAUAGAAUCGGCGCGCUCGCCGCCAUACUAAGUUUUCCAGUUAAUAGGAUAACUUCAUUUUUAAGUUUCAUUUAUGCAGAUUGCAGUGCAUAUCUAGCUGAGACUUGUUUUUAUUUAUUUUAACAUUUGAUUCAGUGAGCGAUCGCAAUGCUUGUGGAGCAGGAGGGGGAGAUCCUGUCGCACGUGGCGAAAGUGGUAAGGGCCCUGAUCACGUCCGCCAAGCCGCCGAUCGAAUUGCGGUCCAUUCUCAGGGAUUACGUGGCCAUCGAGGGGGAGCAGUUGCCCUUCCGCCAACUGGGUUACUCGACCGCCCAAGAACUGCUGCAGGACACAGAAGAGUUCAACUUUAAUGGUCACGGCAACCAGAUCUUUAUCACCGCGAAAUAUAGCGCCAAAACUGAUCACAUUGCGCGUAUGGUACGCCAGCAGAAGAACAGCAAAUCCUCUUUAAUCUCGAAACCACCGCCAGCUGCCCAGAAAGCAAUCAGUCAGAAAUCCAACUACGGCCAUAACUAUCAUAACAACUAUAACCACUACCAAAACCAACAGCAGAAUUAUCACGCUCAGCAGCAGCGUUACUACCAACAACAGCAGCAACAGCAGCAGCAGCAUUGUUACCGGCCGCCUCAGUACCACCAACAGUACCAACAGCCCUAUCAACAGCAGGGGCAUUGGGAUAACGACCAGUACUGGCGGCACCAACGCCAGCUGGAGGCAGAGGCGCAGGCAAAGGCGCAGCGAGAUAGAGAAGCCAAGCAAAACGCUGAACGUGUGAGGCUGGCAAAGGCCAAGCGCGAAAAAGAACUAAAGGACUCUGCUGAACGCGAAAGGCAGGCGAAGGCCAAGCGCGAAAAAGAACUAAAGGAGUCCGCUGAACGCGAAAAACAGGCGAAAGCCAAGAGAGACCAGGAACUAAAGGAGUCCGCUGAACGCGAAAGGCAGGCGAAGGCCAAGCGAGACCAGGAACUAAAGGAGUCCGCUGAACGCGAGAGGCAGGCGAAGGCCAAGCGAGUCCAGGAACUAAAGGAGUCUGCUGAACGCGAGAAGCAGGCGAAGGCCAAACGAGAUCAGGAGCUCAAGGACUCCAUUGAAAAAGAACUGAGGGCCAAGAUCAAUAAGGAAUUGGAGAGCCAGCUUAAAAAGGAGCACGAUAGGUUCGAAGAAGAGCUUAAGGAGCGGCUUGAGGAGUUCAAGAAGCAGCAAGAGGAGGAACUCAAAAAGCGCGAGGAAGAUUUGGAAAACCUAAAGAAGGAGCUCCAGAGACAAGAGCAGAAGGAGAUUGCUAGGGAAGCCGAACGCCAGGAACAGGACCGCGUGGAGAAGGAAAAAAGGGAGAGGCUUGAGCAGGAGAAAUUGCAGGAUCCGGUCCAGCCUGUGACCAUGCGAGCAGCGAAAGUGGAUCAGGAGAAAAUCUUUGUGACGAUUGCCAACGACAAGGCACCCGCCAUGAAUGGUCACGGUCAAAACCAUGUCAGGAGCAACGGACAUGGUAACUACAAUGACGGCAAGCCGCCGCUGCGAGCGAUCCUGGGAAACAGUGCACCGCAGCGCAACCAAGAAGCAAGCAGCAUAUUUAAUACCCCCGAAUCUAGCUACAAGCGGCCACUUCAUCCACGAGUACUGCACCCUGGACAGGUUCGCUCCACCGGCAGCUCUGUGAAUCAUAGACUGAAAGUUACACCCCAAUCGGAUGCUCCAACGCCAGCGGAAGCGCCUAUUACUCCACCUGCUUCACCGGAGAAUGCUCAAACAAAAUCCGCUGCCAAAGCCUCGCCCAAGGAUGAUGUGCUUAGAGUGCACGGAGGUCAGGUCCAGGCAGGCAAAGCCAGCUCCACGCCGAAGGCUAAGGUGUCGCUCAAACUAGAUUCUUCCUUCGAUGCCGUUUCCUCGCUGAACCUUUAUUGCGAGGAAAACGACUUCGAAAAACCCACAUUUAACAUAUUUAACAAGCCCCCACACCUGCACUGUUCAGUGCGAAUCGCUGGCGAUGUGUACAGCAGCUAUCCGCAGGAGUUCUCCGAUGCGGAGACUGCCUACCAGCGCACAGCCCAGAUCGCCAUCCAGCGUAUCCAGCACGCCGAGUCGCACCAAAAGCUUACGGUUUGCACACUUAGCGACGAGGAGUUCAUCGACGGAUUGUACAAAGAGCUGCUGAACUACCCACAUGGCAUAUUGGGUCACAAGCUAGAGGACUGGUACGGCAGAACCUUCCGGCAACAUCUGCCCAGCCAUUGGUACGAUCUGAUUAUUGAGUCGAACAAAAUUCGCGUUGAGCACGGCAUUGACCCGAGGAUUAUACUGUUUGCCAACGAACCUGGAUCCUCGGAACCAAUUCGUGUCAAUACGACCAGCAUUUUGCCCGAGUUGAUGCUGCCCUGGCAGUUAAACGAGAGUGGUUCGCACGACUGGAACAUGUUCAUCAGUCACUGCGACUCUACCAAGCGGGUAUGGGCUAGAUUGAUCGAUCAGAUAGCCAACUUGGAAGAGCUGACGAAAUACAUGGGCCGACAAAUGGAAGCUCCACUUUUCCGGCAGAAGGUGGCCAAACCCCUCGUUCAGGAAAUCUAUCUGGUGGAGAUUCCCGAUGGCUGGAACCGUGUGCGGGUGAUCUCCGUAAAUGAAGAGGACCGCUCGUGCCGCUGUCACUUUGUGGACUUUGGUGAUGUGGGUCUGUUCGAUUUUGAAGAGCUGUUCCAAUGCCCGCCGCAAUUCAAGGUGCUUCCGGCCCAGGCGGUUUGCCUCAGCAUGUACGCGUUGGACAAGUUCGAGAACCAUCCGCACGCUCAGCAGGUGUUGACAAAGGAGCUGGAUGGGCAGACGGUUGUGGCACAUGUGCUCACCACCGAGAAGCAGUUCCUCGAACUGGGCGGAGUUGCUCAGGGAGUGGUGGAGAACGGUAAGCGUCGGGCUUGCUUGGUGGCCACGCUGUACGACACCUCCACUGCAGAGGACAUUCAUUUGAACGACCUGGUUGCCAGUAGGAUCACUAAGUGUACACCCGCUCCUUCGCUGACUGACGAAAAGAAGAUCGGUAAGACCACGCCAAUCAUUGUGUCUCACAUCAACGAGGAUGGUGAUCUGUUGGUGCUGCUUCGAAACGAUGAUCUUAAGUUCGUGGAGCGAAGUAUUGCACAAACAGUUGCUGAUCUUGGCGAGCAGGAUCGUGUGAGCUACUCCGAUCUGCUCCACGACCGUCAUGUCUUCGUGUGCGACGAGUCGGUCGAAGGCCUAAAGCAGUGGUUCCGCGGGCGUCUUGUAACCAGACCCAAGAACCCGGAGGAGGAGACCUUCGAUGUCUACUACGUGGACGACGGACGGCAGCGCAAGACGCACAUUUCCAAUAUUUACCGCCUGGAAGCCAACAAUAGAGCGCUGGCAACGUUUCCGCCGCAGGCACUGCCUGUUCGCCUGCACGACGUUCCCGAAAUCGCGGGUCAGAUGCUGGGACGCCUUCGCGGUUUGAUGCCUCCGCGCAGCGAGGCUCUGCUCAAGGUUGUGGCCAAGGAUGGGGCAAAGCCCUUGGUCAACGUCUUCAUCCGCGGCCAGGAUCCGGAGUCAAUGUACAUGUGCGUGAAUAUCGGCCUUCGUCUGGAGUUCGAGAUGGCAAGCUCCAUUCAACCGGAGAAGUGCGAUUAUAUGCUCCUGAGUUCCAAUGCCCAGUUGCCCAGACGCGGCAGCUUCAGCUCCGUCGUCUCCAGCCAGAGCAGUGGAAGCGACCUCGUCGCUUUCACUCCGCCGGUGACCCCACAGAAGGCGGCGGGGUCCACAAGAUCAGGCACCACCACUUUCUCGUCGCUCAUGCUCAAGGAUUAUGAGGCCAUUCCAGCAGUGGGCGCCUAUUUCGAGGUGCGCGUUGCCCUCUCCGUCAAUCCCGGUCACUUUGCCGUGCAACCAUAUAAAUGCUACAACCAGCUGCAGACUUUGAUGAAGGAUCUGCAAGAGCAUUGCAAAGGACCUGCUGCCAAGGGAGUCCAGCCCUCGCAACUGGCGAUUGGAGAGGCCUACGCAGCUCCCGACAGCGACGGCGUCUAUCAUCGCGUAAGUAUUCGCAAGAUUUACGAUGAGAUUAUACACGUGCGUUUUGUCGACGUGGGCGACGACGGAGUGGUUGCCUGUGAUCAACUGAAAACCCUGCAGCCGGAUUUAAGAAAGCUGCCCAAGAUGGCGCUGCCAGCUCAAUUAUAUGGCAUUCAACUAGCAGACGUAGUCUGGAGCAAGGAUACCUGCGUCCGAUUCCGGCAGCUGACGCUGGGUCAAAAGUUCAUCGGAAUUGUGCGACGCAUGCACAAACUUAAGGAUGACACGCGGGCACUGGGCCUUGAGCUGGUGGACACCUCCACGCCGAAGGAUAUUAAGCUGCACGAGAUUCUCAUCAAGGAGAAGCACGCACAGCCGGAAACGAAGGAAGCCCAAGUCUGAGUCGGAGGAGACGAAAUCACUUGAAUUUGUUCACGUUUAUGUUUGCUUAAUCAUAGUCUUAGGUUUAGGGACAUGUAACUUAUUACGACGACACAUUCCGCACAGCAGGAAGCGAUAAUAGCCAAUAAACUAUGGUUUUUUUCUAACGAGA
Messenger RNA from Drosophila subpulchrella, 4751 nucleotides. It is a transcript of the gene tapas, whose product is annotated as tudor domain-containing protein 7B. The transcript is spliced from 8 exons. Gene Ontology annotation, biological process: spermatogenesis. NCBI's taxonomy places the organism in Eukaryota, Metazoa, Arthropoda, Insecta, Diptera, Drosophilidae. Bases 329 to 4600 code for a protein of 1423 amino acids. The record is from RefSeq and is a predicted model, not a curated record.